Molecule: messenger RNA, 3536 nt
Organism: Xiphias gladius (swordfish)
Lineage: Eukaryota; Metazoa; Chordata; Actinopteri; Istiophoriformes; Xiphiidae
Gene: umodl1
Product: uromodulin-like 1
Exons: 17
Coding region: 9-3536 (1175 amino acids)
Cellular component (GO): extracellular region; cell surface
Molecular function (GO): peptidase inhibitor activity; protein binding; calcium ion binding
Source: RefSeq, a predicted model, not a curated record
AAAGCACUAUGUAUGAAGGAAAUAGUCUGUCUGCAUCUGGCUACCAUCUAUGUAUUCGUAAUGAGACAAAGAUGGUGAGUUUCCUGGUGAUGCAUAAGGUCCCUUAUACUGUGAUAAAGCCUUGUGGCGGAUGGCUCCUCUGGAAGACAUGCACAGUCACACUUCACAGGAUGAUCCAUCAGACUGAGUACAGGACAGUGAUGGAGCAGGUUACCCAGUGCUGCGAUGGCUACGUACAAGUCGGCCGUUACUGUGCCCUGCCUGUAAACAGGAGCGGGGAGCUCAUCGCCAAGCCAGGAUCCUGUCCAACUGCAGAUGGAUUGUAUCCCGGAUCUGAGGACUGUGAGUGGGACAUGGACUGCCCAGGCAGGCAAAAAUGCUGCCAGAGAUUGGGUCGCUCCCUCUGCAUUCAUCCUGCAAGCUCAGGACAUUAUUCUGAAGAUGGAGGAUACCGUCUGAACGCAACAGUGACAGUGAAGAUAGAUUACCAGCAACUGAUGUCUAAGGAUAGAGGACUCCUGAAUCACACGCGAUUACUACAAGCAAUGAUGACAGGAGCUUUGCAGUCUGAUGACGUCUCAGUCUACUACCUCAGCUCAUGGCCUGUGCACCCAUACAGAACUGCUACCUCACUGCUGAUUGACUGCAAUUUUACUCUUUCACUGUACAAUGUCACAUCAACGUUGCAUCUUCUUCUCAAACACAUACAGGAGGUGUCAUCUGUAACUGUUCAAGAUGUAGAUGAGUGUGCAGACUCUGCUCUCUGUCAGUGCUCCCCUCAGGCAGACUGUAACAACACAGUGGGUUCCUACCGGUGUACCUGCCGCCAGGGAUAUAUCGAUGUUGACCCCAGCAACCCUGGAGCGCAUUGUAUAGCUGACGUCACGGUGUGGACCACCACAGAGACCCCGCUGACCUACCUUCCAUCCAUGAACACAACCUACACCCCAGCUUCCAAUACCACACUGGACCCUCCAGGCAACAGCACAGUCGGUAUCUUCACCUCCUCUGAGAUCAGCAUGACUACAGCUCUGACUAAUACAAGUUCUGUCCCUUAUAAUUCAUCACAUACUCCGCAGUGGAUAAGUUCUGCACCGCAUACAAGCAUGAGCUCAACUGUGGAGUUGCCUCUGCCGACAACCACAUGCUCUCCUCCCAGCAUCGCCACCUUAACGUCGUCUAAUGUCACUGGAACCUCCUUCUGUGUGUACUGGUCCAGCCUGUUUCCGAAAAACCAGACCUACCAGGUCGUUCUAAGCAACGGGUCAGAGGUCAUUCAAUUUUGGGACACCAGUCAGACCAUGAUCGAGGUGAGGGAACUGCAGCCUGGGGUGCUCUACAAUGUUACCGUCACGCCUUGUGCCUGUGGAAGUCAAGGAGUCGCCCAUCAUAUAUUGGUCAAGACUGAUGCUCAGACUCUUGACGCCACAGCUCGACUUACCAACAUCCAGUUCACCACUGACCUGCAGAACACCAGCAGCCAGGCCUACAAAAACCUCACUGCGAGUAUUAUAGAGGAGAUCUACCAGUCUCUGUCUCCAGAGAUGAAGGCCAUUGUGGAUUCGGGCCAGGUGAGAGUCAAGAUCAGAAGCUUUUCACUGGGCAGUGUGGUGGUCAACUUCACCCUCAUCUUCACCCCCAGUCAAAGCCAAGACAUCAGUAAUGUGUCCACAGCUCUGCUAAACUCCCUGAUGGUCAGCUCCAAAUACUCAGUGGAUAGAAACAACACAGGCAUAAAUGAUUUUAAUGAAUGUGCAUCAGGGGAAAAUGACUGUUCCCAAUGGGCUACAUGUACAAACAGCUGGGCCUCUUACACAUGUGUUUGCCUGGACGGAUUUAUAGACAACAACCCAGAAAGGCCUGGACGAGCCUGUCAGGUAAUUGCUACCUGGGAGACAAUGACAUCAUCACCGACACCCACGAUAUUUUCUACAGUUAGUACUACCCCUGUCUCUCUCAUGACACCCCCACCCAGUGAUCCAGCUUUAACCACCAGUCCAGGGACGGCCACAGUCACUAUAUCAACAAGUGAAAUGGAUUCCACUACAGUCACACCUACCGCACUGGUUUCAACCACUUCUACAGUCACAGCUGUUGCAGCUACAGGAGUCCAACUUGUAACCACUGCUACCACCACGUCUACCACUGCAAAUACCACUCCUGCAUUGACAACCCCUGCUACUGCCCCAACAACAAGCACUGCUGCCCCGACGACGACUACUACCCCAACAACUGCCACUACUUCCCCUGCACCCGCCACUUCUGCCCUGACAAAGAUCACUUCUACCACUGCAACUACUGCUCCAACAACCAUCCCUACUGACCCCACAAUCAACACUACUGACCUUACAACAACCUCUGCCCCACCAACUAGCACUACCGACCCUACAACCACCACAACUGCAAUGACAUCUAUGACUUCUACGCCCACAACCACCGUUGCCAACCCUACUAGCACUGCUACAGCUCCAACAACCAAUGCUACUGUCCUGAGAACUGCCACCAAUGUCUCUAUGGAAGGGGCCAUCUCAGUCCAGUGCAGGGUUCCUGCCAUCACUGUGACAGUUGCCAGGGAUUUUCUUCUGAGCACCAAAAUCAGGGAAAGCACCCUAUACUUGGGCUUGCUGGGAUGUGGUGUCAACGGAGGCAAUGCCACCCAUGCCCAGCUGACUGUAGCCUGGAAUGAGUGUGCCACUAGACUUGUGCAUAAUGAGACCUACUACAUGGCAUCUGUAACCCUGUUCAACACCAUGGAUCCAUACACCACACCCGGUGGAACAGUGGAGGUACCCAGAAUACGGCUGGAGGUUCCCAUCAUGUGUACCUACCUGAAGAGCAUGCUUAUCUCUGCUGACUUCGGCUCCAUGGGGUAUAACAUGAUCAAAGAUGUCAUCACGGGCUUGGGCUCAUUCCAGGUGACGGUGCAGCUGAUGAACGGCACAGUGCCUCUACCCCACAACUACAGCUUGUCCCCUGAGGAGGUCGUGGUGGUGGAGGUCAGCCUGAAAACCUCCUCAGAGCAGAUUAAAGUGGUCAUCAAUAAGUGUUGGGGUACUCCCACCCCGAAUCCUGCAGAUACCUACAGCUACACCUUCCUGGAGAACAGCUGUUCCCUAAACGCAUACACCAAAGUAUUGAUGAACGGGAGGGCCAACACAUCUCGCGUGUCGGUGCAGAUAUUCUCCUUCAUCAACCUGAAUGUGAUCUAUCUGCACUGCCAGGUCCACAUCUGUGUGCAGAUUGGAUCAGAUACCUGUGUGCCUGACUGUUUGCAAAGAACAGCUCGAUCUUCAAAUACAAUUGGAACAGCUUUUGGUUCUUCUGGACCUCUACUCAGAUCAGAUGAAGAGUCUACGGAGCAGGAAUAUAACACCCUUCAUAUAGUUGGCCUCGCCUGUCUUGGAAUUGGUCUCAUGCUCUUCUUCAUCGUUGGUUUUGUCUGCCUUUUCUACUACCAAAGGAACCGCAUUGGACACUACAACUUCAGUGUCAAACCCAAGCAGGAGAACUUCACCUACCUUGUCUUCAACACCUAG